GAUUUGUUGAUGAUUAUAGUGGAGGGAAGAAGCAUGAAAAAAAAAUGGAAAAGAUCUCAGUUGGAGAUUUCAGACGCGAAAAGAACAGAGAAUAGCGAUGGUAAAAUUGAAACCUUGGGCUAAUUUGUUAUUCCACCCAUGCCCACCGAAUGAUAUCUUAACUCAUCCUUGAACGGACCGUAAUAGCUUAUUACAAUUACAGUGUGUUUGGUUCAGUGUAAUAGGUAAUCCAUUACGUCUCGAUUACGCGCCUAUUACAUUACCGACCUAUUCCAGCAUUUGGUUCGCUGUAAUCGGUAUUACGCGCCUAUUACAAUACCGACCUAAUCCCCAAAUUCUCUGCUUUUCUAUUCCCUUCCCAAAUCGACGAUUACCCUAUUACAUCCGGCUUCCCUUCCCAAGUCUUUGUUUUACCCUCCCUCCCUACCCGAAAUCGACCUUCACCCUCUCCUUUUUCUGUCCUCAUCAUUUCUCCUCCCAUUUCUUUACCAAUUCUCUCUCUCGGUCUCUUUUUUCAUUUUUUCCAUUUCAUUUGUUGUGGUUUUUGAAAGCCACUGCUUCAUUUUUUCUCUCGGUCUCGGCGUUUGGUUUUUGAAUCUUGAGUGUUCAGUGUAGCUAACUAUUGGCCUGCCCCAUCAUUCAGCCGAAUAAAAGAUAAUUAUGUUAGGUGUUCCAUAAUCACAUGCUUCUUCUCAAGCUUCUCGAGGAACCAAAAGAAAAUGGGUUCCAGAAGAAGAUGCAGCCUUGGUUUCUUGCAUGGUGGACUUGCACAAUGUUGGAACAUUUAAUGCUGAUACCGGGUUCAAAGCCGGUUAUUUGAACGAGUUGGAAAAAAUGCUAGAAAAGGCUUUACCAAAUGCAAUGUUGAAGGCGAAACCAAAUAUUGAAUCGAGGAUUAGGUCACUAAAAAGGGAAUGGUAAAUCGUCUACGACAUGCUUAAUGACCAAAACAAUAGCAGUUUUGAUUGGGACGAGCAUAGGCAGGUCGUUGUUGCUGAAGAUGCAGUUUGGGACUCCUAUUUAAAGAGUCACAAAGAAGCCGCUCAAUUCAAACAUCGUACUUUCCCUUACUACGACCAGCUUACUGCCAUAUACGCAAGAGAUCGAGCGACUGGGAAAGAUGCUCAAACAACUGCUGAUGUUCUUGAAGAAAUAAAUGCUGAUGAUGUACCUACUACAGAUAUGAAUGAAGAGAGAAACACAUUCUAUGACUGCGAAGCUGACGUCUCUUUGGACGACAUGGAUGUUUCUGGUACGGAGCCGCGAGGAGAUAGAGACCAAAGGGGUUCCUCAUCUUCAAACAAGAGAAAGAAGAAAUCUGCUGCUCGUUAUAAUAUGUAUUCUUCAUUUGAUGAGGCUGCCACUUUAUUGGCCGAAAACAUCAAGGCCGUUGGCGAUCAAAUCAGUAGGAGUAUUGCCUCCGGGGUGGUAGUUCAGCAAAAGUCAGAAGAAUAUCAAAAGAUGGAGAGAAAGCUUCAAAUUUAUAUUCAACCUUAUGGGAAAUUGAAGGUUUAA
Molecule: messenger RNA, 1515 nt
Organism: Gossypium raimondii (Peruvian cotton)
Lineage: Eukaryota; Viridiplantae; Streptophyta; Magnoliopsida; Malvales; Malvaceae
Exons: 4
Coding region: 934-1515 (193 amino acids)
Source: RefSeq, a predicted model, not a curated record